Molecule: messenger RNA, 1326 nt
Organism: Rotaria sordida
Lineage: Eukaryota; Metazoa; Rotifera; Eurotatoria; Philodinida; Philodinidae
Source: the annotation of a GenBank genome assembly
AUGGCAAGUCAAAGCAUCCACUUGAAUUCGAAAUUUUGCGACAGGACGGUUGGUUUUAACGCAAGAAAUAAAGACCUUCUAGGUUUAGCUUUUCUCUGUCGAAUAUGCUCACUUAUUUUACGAGAUCCUGUUCAACUUCUUUGUGGCCAUAGACAAUGUAAAUCAUGUGUUGAAUCAAUUGAUGGUGAAGUAGUAAAAUGUCCAGAAUGUAAGAAAGAGAGUCUGAAAAGAGAGGUGCUGCUUGACAGAGGUUUCAAAAAUGAUAUGCAAACAUUAGCUAUCACAUGUUCUUUAUGUGAUUGGAACGGGUUAUUGAAAGAAUACGAGACUCAUCUUCAACAAGUUCAUCCGAAUCGAACAUGUGAGUAUUGUAACAAAAAAUUUGGUUCGACGAACAGUCCUGACCUACAUAAAGCAAGCAAAUGUGAUGAAAUUACUGUGUCUUGUGCUCUCAAAGAGUUUGGUUGUUCGGAACCCGUACUACGCGUGGCAAUGCCAACUCAUUAUAUGACUGAACAACAUCAAAAUGCAAUAAUGACUUUUGUACGUCGUUUUAUAUUCCAACUGGCUAGUGAUAAGCACCGAGGAAAUUCUGGUAUGGGAAUGAGUAUGGACGUGGAUAUAAUGCCUCAUUCUACUACGCUCAUGAUUCCACACGACAAUAAUAACAAGAGUGCUCAACUACAGGAGAUAUGCGAAAUAAUUGACAUACUUGCCGGAGGAAUUGAAACAUUGAAUGAAGAUAUACAACGUCUUAGUACUGAGUCACUUCAUAUACAGAAUACAACGGAUGGUUUAACCAAAAAUUUUACCACUCUGCAACUAAGCGUUCAAGAGCAAAAUAUUUUUCUAGAUGGAAUUAAACCUAAUCAAGAAAUUCUUCAUCAAGAUGUUGCAUCAUUAAAACAGAAAGUGGAAGAUAUGCAAUAUAUUUCUUACGAUGGAACAUUGAUAUGGAAAAUAACUGCUGUCAAGGAAAAAAUGAUUGAUGCCCAAUCGGAACGACAAACCUCCAUCUAUUCACCGCCGUUUUACUCAUCACCGAUUGGGUAUAAAAUGCGCGCUCGUUUAUAUCUAAAUGGCGAUGGUAAUGCUCGUCGUACACAUUUGUCACUCUUUUUUGUACUCAUGCGAAGUAUUAAUGGUGAUGUUCAAUUUUCAGUUGGUAAACAAAGUGAAACAAUUCGUCAACAAUUUUGGGCAACAAUUUAUAAAGAAUGUCUCAUGUGUAAAAGUCAAAAUAUUGCUUUUCAUUUAUGGCGUUGUAGAUGUAGUUUCAAUGGAGACGAUAAGCAAUUUGAUACUUCGAUUAAAUUAACUUAUUAA